AAGAGAAUCUUCCUUCCUUAUAUUUGGGUUUAGGGUUUUUUGGGCAUCAAUGCUCGUUGCCGCCACUCCGGGAUCGUUCGCGCUCUCCCGAUUGCUCGCCGCGAGGCUGCAUUGCGCGCGAUUCGCACGGCGCUGCUCGAUGUGCGCGCUGCCGGACGCUGCCGCGAGGAAGCGGAAGAGGAUGGAUGUCGAAAUUCGCGACACGGUGAAGCUGAGCGCCGAGGAGGAGAAGAUCUUUGACAGGCUCCUGGCGGUCGAGCGGCAUUUCGGCCUUGGAACGCAGCUGCGCGUCGCCGGCGGAUGGGUUCGUGACAAGCUCCUAGGGAAGGAUUGCUACGAUAUCGAUAUUGCGCUGGACAACAUGCUUGGUCGCGAUUUCUGCGAGAAGGUGAACGAGUAUUUGAAGAGCAUUGGCGAGGAGACGAAGAACGUGGGAGUGAUACUGAGCAAUCCUGACCAGUCGAAGCAUCUAGAGACUGCAAGAAUGAAAAUCGAAGAUGUUUGGGUUGAUUUCGUCAACCUUCGAGCAGAGACAUAUGCCGAUGAUAGCCGGAUCCCUUCUACCAUGGAAUUUGGAACUCCAAAGCAGGACGCAGAGCGCAGGGACCUGACGAUAAACAGUCUGUUCUACAACAUCAACACUGGGCACGUUGAGGAUCACACCGAUAGAGGUCUUCGGGACUUAAAGGUCGGCGUAAUCGCAACACCGCUUGAGCCACACGUAACCUUUCUCGACGAUCCGCUGCGUGUCCUGAGAUCUGUUCGAUUUGCUUCACGCUUUGGUUUUGAGCUUGAAGACGAUCUUCGGGCCGCGGCUUCCACGGGUGAAGUGAGGGAUGCUCUCGAAAGAAAGAUAAGCAGAGAAAGAAUAGGCCAUGAGGUCGAGCUUAUGCUUUUAGGCAAUGAUCCGACUCAGGCGAUGGAACUCCUGCUUGACUUGAAGCUCUUUCGAUCUGUUUUUACCCCACCGGCACCGUUGUUAGUAGAUGGAUGGGAGAGGUUGUGUGUGCAGCACAUUCACGCUGCAUGGGACGUUCUUCAGCUCGUCAAUGUUAACCUGACCGCAGAGCAUAAGUUGAAGUUCUUGCUAGCUGCCCUCCUCUUUCCAUUACAGGAUUCAACAUACGAAGGAAAGAAGCGGAAGAAGUUUCCAAGCACAAGCUUCAUCAUACGAGAGUCUCUGAAACUUAAGAAUGCUGAUGCGGACGGAGUUGUGGACUUGCAUCGAUCCGCCAGAAAGUUUGACAGGCUCGAGGAUGUUCUUCUGUCAGAUGCUGCUGAAGCAAUUACCACUCAUGCCGCCGCAGACACUCGGGAAGAAGUCCAAAGACUAGAAGCAGGAUUGGAACUCAUGGAAAUCAAGGAUUUGUGGCGGGCAGCGUUAGUACUCUCGUCACUCAACGACCUGCUAGAAAACCAAGCCUGGGAUGCCCAAGAGAAAGCAAAGGUGUGCACUUCCGUCAUGGACUUCAUCUCGAAACAAGGAUUGGACGAGUCAUGGAACACGAAGCCUCUUCUGGAUGGAAAGGAAAUAAUGGCGGAGUUCCAGCUCAAGGGAGGCCCUGCCGUGAAGGACCUGAAGGACUUGUCAAUCCAGUGGCAGCUCGCACACCCGACUGGAACAGCGGGAGAGUGUAGAGAGUGGCUCAAACUAGAACACGCGAAGGGAAACAAGUAAUCUGCGCGAUUCACCAUCCAAAUUUUUGCAAAGAAUACAACCAUUGCUAGCUACCAAAGAUUUAAAUCAAGCCAGCGUCUCGUGAAUAAACUGCGCGAUAUCACUCAA
Selaginella moellendorffii is the source of this 1786-nucleotide messenger RNA. RefSeq names its product putative CCA tRNA nucleotidyltransferase 2. The record is from RefSeq and is a predicted model, not a curated record. NCBI's taxonomy places the organism in Eukaryota, Viridiplantae, Streptophyta, Lycopodiopsida, Selaginellales, Selaginellaceae. Gene Ontology annotation, molecular function: RNA binding; ATP:3'-cytidine-cytidine-tRNA adenylyltransferase activity. Bases 50 to 1678 code for a protein of 542 amino acids. Gene Ontology annotation, biological process: tRNA 3'-terminal CCA addition. The transcript has 16 exons.